UGCUUACGGCCUUAAGACAGCUCAGACAGCAUGGUGUCAAAGAGGUUCAGAUGCCAUAAUACUUGGUCCUCGUUCAGGACAAUCAUCGAGUCCGCUUCCCAGCCGGACUUUCCCAUACGAUCCAGAAUCCGAUACCGAUAACGACAUGAACACAGCUUCACGUAUACUCGCCGCGGCUGUCAGUAUCACAACGCCCUACUAUAUCUACCAGGUCUCACGGCAAAUCUCCGAUGUGUAUCCAUCGACUGUCACUGUCACCAACACAACUUCAGCAAGCUACCUCGAGUCCAAGAGUCAUUGUACAGUCAACCCUAGAAACUGCACCGGCUUGCAUGACACUCGCUCAAUAGUGGUCGAGCUCCCCCCAACAAAAAGAGCUUACUCCGAUGAACAGAUUCUAGCAGCAUACAUUCAAGGCUACUUCGGCGGCUGGGUAUUUGCACCGGAGCGGAGAGCCUUGCAGCUAUUGCGCCGCAGACUCGUCAAUUUCACUGCUCUCAAAAUAAUUCAAAGCCGCGACACCGCCACCAAUAUAUGGUCUUACAAACAACUCUCAAGCGACCGCCUACCUCCACUUCAUACAGUACUCUUUGGGGCCUUCCAGGUCGUUGACUGUCGCCUCACGAAUCAUCAGAACUCACCCGAACCGGCGGAAAGCUAUAUCGACUUUGGUUUUGGUUCCGAUACCUCUCACUUUUCAGGUUUCCAUCGGUUCUCCAUACACCGGGAUUCACCCAAAGACUUGGAUCCCCCUGCAGGUCCCGCCACCUCGACGACGGUAACCAUAACAAACUCAUGCCUUGCUUGCGAUCCCAGCAAGAACAACCUCUUUGGCGGCAGUCUGCUCCACAGCCUGCACAAAUUUUACGCGAUGUUGUUGUUCCAGGAGGGCGUAGCAAGAGUUCGAGCUCUUGAGACAUGAUUGAAUCGUUGCCUCAGAGCUUACCGUUGACCACUUGGGACCCCAUAUCCCAGCCCAGCAUUUGACCGGCCGUCUUCGGUCAGCUCAUGGCGACGUAAUCUCCAAAGAAGCAAACCUCGCUCACCAGAACAUUGCCAAGCUUGAAACCUGCCUACUUAUCUUGGCCCCUGUGUGCAAGGACUUGAUAUAAGCACGCUCGACUUUAGUGGGCGCUUGAGACACCAUUUCACCGUUCCAGAUCGCCCUUCGUACUCGUGAUGCUACAGCUGACUCUCGACUACGUAGCACUGAUGAAUGAGCUUACACUUUGGACAGAUGAGCCAAUGAAGAAUCCAUUAACCGGCCUUUGCCGAGUCGUUG
Molecule: messenger RNA, 1282 nt
Organism: Exophiala xenobiotica
Lineage: Eukaryota; Fungi; Ascomycota; Eurotiomycetes; Chaetothyriales; Herpotrichiellaceae
Exons: 2
Coding region: 146-922 (258 amino acids)
Source: RefSeq, a predicted model, not a curated record